AUGGCUUCCGUCCCGAGUGUGCAAUGCUUCGGCAAGAAGAAGACGGCCACUGCUGUCGCCCACUGCAAGCAAGGCAAGGGUCUCAUCAAGGUCAACGGCCAGCCUCUCGGCCUGGUCCAGCCUGAGAUCCUCCGCUUCAAGGUCUACGAGCCUCUCCUGAUCGUCGGCGCUGACAAGUUCGCCGGUGUCGACAUCCGUGUCCGUGUCUCCGGUGGUGGUCACACCUCCCAGAUCUACGCCAUCCGCCAGGCCAUCGCCAAGUCCAUCGUCGCCUACUACCAGAAGUACGUCGAUGAGCACUCCAAGAACCAGCUCAAGCAGGCUUUUGUUCAGUACGACCGCACACUGCUCGUCGCCGACAACCGUCGUACGGAGCCCAAGAAGUUCGGUGGUCGCGGUGCCCGUGCCAGGUACCAGAAAUCCUACCGUUAA
Molecule: messenger RNA, 432 nt
Organism: Aspergillus udagawae
Lineage: Eukaryota; Fungi; Ascomycota; Eurotiomycetes; Eurotiales; Aspergillaceae
Product: 40S ribosomal protein uS9
Exons: 4
Coding region: 1-432 (143 amino acids)
Biological process (GO): maturation of SSU-rRNA from tricistronic rRNA transcript (SSU-rRNA, 5.8S rRNA, LSU-rRNA); translation
Cellular component (GO): ribosome; cytosolic small ribosomal subunit
Molecular function (GO): RNA binding; structural constituent of ribosome
Source: RefSeq, a predicted model, not a curated record